This is a messenger RNA of Mesitornis unicolor (brown roatelo), 1628 nucleotides long. RefSeq names its product forkhead box N4 (gene FOXN4). The transcript has 9 exons. Gene Ontology annotation, molecular function: transcription cis-regulatory region binding; DNA-binding transcription factor activity, RNA polymerase II-specific. Gene Ontology annotation, biological process: regulation of transcription by RNA polymerase II. The record is from RefSeq and is a predicted model, not a curated record. The coding region runs from base 4 to 1554 and encodes 516 amino acids. NCBI's taxonomy places the organism in Eukaryota, Metazoa, Chordata, Aves, Mesitornithiformes, Mesitornithidae.
GAGAUGAUAGAAAGCGAUAUCCCGUCCAUAAUGUCAGGAAUCCUUAGGAAUUCAGGGCAAAACCACCACCCUUCACAGGAGUACAGGCUCUUAGCUUCCGACCCCUCCCAGCUGGGCGAAGAUGACCUCCCCAGUGACUUACAGUCCUUGUCGUGGCUGACAUCUGUGGAUGUUCCUCGGUUACAGCAGAUGGCCAGUGGAAGGAUGGAUUUUAGCCUGGGUGCCCAGAAUGCAAUGCUACAACAGACAGGUCCUGUGGCAAGCAACAUGCACUCGGCAGGAGCACCCGGAGCAAUGAUUCACGUCCAGGCCACCCUCCCACAGGGAAUCCUGGGCCUGAACUCCAUUUCAACACACGGAGCAAACAUGAGUCAGUACGCUGUAGGUGGGCAGCCCUCCCCUGGUUUACAGACACAGCAACAACUCUUUCCUCCUCCUCCUCCUCAUUCACAGCAGGUGUUUGCCCUAGCACAGAACACACAACAGUGUAACCCAGCAGCAAUCUACAACACAUCCUACGGGACGCAGCCACACUACUCUCAGCCACGCCUGGCUCCUCACUCUGCCCAAGAACUGCAUCCAAAGCACUACCCCAAGCCGAUCUAUUCGUACAGUUGCUUGAUUGCAAUGGCGCUGAAGAACAGCAAAACGGGCAGCCUCCCCGUGAGCGAGAUCUACAGCUUCAUGAAGGAGCACUUUCUCUACUUCAAGACAGCCCCCGACGGCUGGAAGAACUCCGUGCGCCACAACCUGUCCCUGAAUAAGUGUUUCGAGAAGGUGGAGAACAAGAUGAGCGGGACCUCUCGCAAAGGGUGCCUGUGGGCUCUCAACCCUGCCAAGAUCGACAAGAUGGAAGAGGAGAUGCAGAAGUGGAAGAGGAAGGACUUAGCUGCUAUCCACAGGAGCAUGGCUAACCCAGAGGAGCUGGACAAGCUGAUCACUGACAGACCGGAGAACUGCCGGCGGCCCAGCAAGCAGGCAGAGCCCGAGGUCGCUGCCCUGAACCACAUGACAGCAUCCCAAGGCCGAAUCUCCAUCUCCCAGCUGCAGCCACAGCCUAUCAUGACGCUCUCGCUGCAGUCCAUGCCUCUCCACCACCAGAUCCAGACGCAGGCUCGCAUCACCCCGGACUCACCAGCACCCGCACAAACGCCUCCUCUCCACGCUGUGCCGGACGUGAGCCACAGCCCUCUGCCCCACCACCCUGUGGGACGCGCGCCUCCCGACUUCCUGAACGUGACGGCAGACAUGAGCACCGAGGUGGAUGCUCUUGACCCAAGCAUUAUGGAUUUUGCAUUGCAAGGUAACAUAUGGGAGGAAAUGAAAGACGACAGCUUCAGCCUUGACACCCUGGGUGCAUUCAACAACUCCCCGCUCCACCUCUCAGACUGUGACCUGGGCACCCCCGGCCUCACGCCCAUGUCCAGCGGCAGCGACCACUCCUUCUCCGACCUGCAGGUCACCGGCCUCUACACCACCUACACCACGCUGGACAACGUGGCGGCGGCUCAGUACAUGAACCCCCCGGGCAACAAACCCAUCGCUCUGCUCUGAGUUUUGCACCGCUCAUAGACCUCCAACUCCCAAAAUCCGACCUGAAAGCAAUAAAAGAGCUCCUCCUGCAGACA